Aspergillus alliaceus is the source of this 1458-nucleotide messenger RNA. RefSeq lists its product as uncharacterized. The record is from RefSeq and is a predicted model, not a curated record. The transcript has a single exon. Bases 1 to 1458 code for a protein of 485 amino acids. Gene Ontology annotation, molecular function: protein binding. Lineage: Eukaryota; Fungi; Ascomycota; Eurotiomycetes; Eurotiales; Aspergillaceae.
AUGGAAAUGGUGCACAGGCAUCUCAGCUCAGAGACUGGCGGACAGUGGCUUUUCAUCAGGGAUAAUGCAGACGAUAUGGAUCUGCUUUUUGGCGGGGCCGAUGUAUCCAGUGGCGUCUACAAAUACUUGCCGAUGGCUGACAACGGUGUUAUCUUGCUCACCUCUCGUUCCCGCGAAGUGGCGGUCUCAUUCGCGCAAAAAAACAUAAUCGAGCUGCAGAACAUGACAGUACAUGAAGCGACUGAGCUUUUCGAGAAUAUUGUAAUAAAAGACUUACGCAGCGAUGAAGAAGCGACAAAAAAAUUACUGAAGGAACUCACCUCGUUGCCGCUAGCCAUCACACAAGCCGCUGCCUAUAUUAACAGCACUAAAAUAUCGACUUCAAGGUACCUCGAGAUGUACGGCACAGAAAACGAGAGGAUACAACUCUUGAGUAGACAUUUUCCCGAUGCUACUCGCUACCGUGAGAUGCAAGAUGCUGUCGCCUUUACCUGGCUCAUUUCUUUCGAAAACAUUAAGCGACAUGACCCUGACGCUAUUACACUGCUGGAGUUUAUAUCUUGCAUUGAGCCGAAGGGAACACCACGAUCCAUUCUUCCGCCGCUAGACUCGGACGAGGAGAUGGAGUUCGCUAUUGGUACAUUAUGUGGAUAUACAUUCAUGACUAAAGGAGGGAAUGGCGAUAUAUUCGACAUGCAUAGCCUAGUGCAUCUAGCGAUGCGUUUAUGGGUACAGAAGGAAGGCCAUACACCAUCGGCUAUGGAGAGGGCGACGCGGCAUAUAGAAAGGAUUUUUCCACUUGUGAACCACAGAAACCGUAACAUAUGGAGGACUUACCUACCGCACGCCCUUAAACUUGUUCGAAAUGACGAGACACCUUGCAUAGUCGAGAAAUACGAUCUCCUUAGUAAAGCUGCGGAUUGUUUCGGGGUGGACCACCGGUGGAGGGAGGCGGUAGGCUGCCUUGAAGAGGAGACAGAAUGGAGACAAAGUCACUAUGGCAUGGAGGAUCCCUCCCUACUGAGUUCUCAGCACGAGCUUGCAAUGGCAUACCUAGGAGUUGGACAACGCCAACGGGCAAUAGAGCUGCUUGAACAUGUGAUCAAUAUACGAAACGAUAUACUUGAUCAAAAUGAUCUCCUCCUACUGACAUCUCAGCACGAUCUUGCAAUUUUAUACGAAAAAGGUGGGCAAGCUCAACGGGCAAUUAAGCUGCUUGAGCAUCUACUUAAUCUAGAAAGUGGUAUACUUCAUCAAGAUGACUCCCUCCGUCUGGAUUUUCAGCAUAGCCUUGCAACGGCAUACGCAGCAGUUGGACAAACCCAGCAGGCAAUAGAGCUGCUUGAGCAUAUAGUCAAUAUACAAGACGAUAUACGUGAUCAAGAUGAUAUCUCCCGACUGAUAUCUCUGUAUGUUCUUGCAAAGGUAUACCAAGGAGAGGACAAAUACAGAAGGUGA